AUGGAAGUUAAAGUUGAUGAAUAUCACGCAACUCUUAAAAUUCUUCUUAUUGGAAAUUCGAAUGAUACGGCGGGUCAAGAAAGAUUUAGAGCUCUUACUUCUACAUAUUAUCGUGGUGCACAAGGAGUAAUGCUUGUUUAUGACGUUAGUAAUCGAGAAACUUUUGAACAGUUGGAUAAUUGGUUCAAUGAAUUACAUCUUUAUUGUACAAACAAAGAGGUGGUAAAAAUGAUAGUUGGAAAUAAAGUAGAUAAGGAACAUUCAAGAAUAAUUUCACGUAAAGAAGCAGAAGCUUAUGCGGAUAAAACCAAAACUUUAUUUGCUGAAUGUAGUGCGAAAACUAAAUUUGGAGUGAAUGAAAUUCUCAAAAAACCAAGUUCACAGAGAAAAAUUGAACCACAAAUUCAAGUUACGAAGCGUGAAGUAUCAACAAAUACUCAAACAAAUUAUUGUUGUUCCAAUGUGUAA
This is a messenger RNA of Diversispora eburnea, 468 nucleotides long. The record is from the annotation of a GenBank genome assembly. NCBI's taxonomy places the organism in Eukaryota, Fungi, Glomeromycota, Glomeromycetes, Diversisporales, Diversisporaceae.